Striga hermonthica is the source of this 963-nucleotide messenger RNA. Lineage: Eukaryota; Viridiplantae; Streptophyta; Magnoliopsida; Lamiales; Orobanchaceae. The record is from the annotation of a GenBank genome assembly.
AUGGCUCAGUGUUGCCUCUCUUUGCUUCCCAUACCCUAUCCAUAUCCCCACCCAACCAAUUUCAGCCCCAAAUUGCACAUCUCAAACUCAGUUUCUUUCCCCAAGUUCAAUGUCAAAUUCGCUGCCGGCAGCUCAACCGGUGCCGGUCCGGUGGACGGAGGAAACGGAGGAAGAAACGGCGGCAACGGUGGUCCCGGCGGAGGAGGCCACCGCUCGGGCGACGAUGAACCGGAGCCCCAGGCCCCCGGUUUCGGAAUUUUCGGGCCUCUCGUGAGCGGGUGGCGUUUGAGGGUCCGCGCGGACCCACAGUUCCCGUUCAAGGUCCUGAUGGAGGAAUUAGUCGGGGUCAGCGCCUGCGUGCUCGGCGACAUGGCUUCCCGGCCCAACUUCGGGCUCGACGAGCUCGACUUCGUCUUCUCGACCCUUGUCGUGGGCUCCAUCCUCAACUUCGCCCUCAUGUACAUCCUGGCCCCAACCCCAUCAGGCCCGGCCCAAACCCUCCCAUCCAUCUUCUCGGGCUCUCCCCCAAGCCACAUGUUCGAGCCCGGCCCGUACAGCUUCCCAGCCCGGCUUGGCACUUUCGUCUACAAGGGCCUCGUUUUUGGGGCGGUCGGGCUUGCAGCUGGGCUUUUGGGGACCGCCAUUUCCAAUGGGCUGAUUGCGGCGAGGAGGCGGGUCGACCCGGGUUUCGAGCCGCCGAACAAGCCCCCACCGACUGUCCUAAAUGCCGCCACAUGGGCAUUGCAAUUGGGUUUGAGUAGCAAUUUGAGGUACCAGGGAAUGAAUGGGAUCGAGUAUUUGCUGGCUAAGGGACUGCCGCCUGUCGUCUUUAAGACAUCGGUUCUGGUGUUGAGGUGCUUGAAUAAUGUUGUUGGGGGAAUGUCGUUCGUGGCCCUAGCUAGGUUGACGGGCUCGCAAACUGUUGAGGUAGGUAAGGUAAACAAUGGGAAACGGGCCGAGUGA